AUGGAUUGUAAUGAUUAUGACGAUUUGACCGCCAAUAAUAAAUCGUCUAAAUCGAGGAAGAACAGACCAGGGUCUAGUUUUAGUGAUAAUUAUCUAAGAAAUGAGCCAAUACAAUUUAAAACUUCAGCUGAUUUUGAUCAGACUCCAUGUUCUACGAACCGUAGAAAAUAUCAUAACGAGAACUUGAAUUCCUCAGUCGAGAGGUGGAACAGUCAUGACCUAGACUCAGUGAAAGGGCAACUAAAAACCAAGAAUAAAGCUUUAGAAGAGAUUACUAAGUCAGUCAAUACUCUUGCUAAAUAAGAAGGGGAAACUUCGUUCAGAGAUAGAACACCUUGUGCGAUCUAAGAAUUCCUUCUUCGAAGGCCUGACUAAGAUCCGUAAAUUAAUCCUGUCAUGAAGGAAUGGUUCCAUUCUGCAGUAUUUCCCCGAUCAUCUGACUGGACUCAUAAUGUAUGACUGAGAUCAGGACUAUUUUAACAAAAAUGGUGACCUUGUGUUCUCCUCAUCUUCAGUUCCCUCAGUCAAGCAUGAGUCUGAAGUGAAAAAUUGUAAGAAAGGAUCUAUUACUAUGACGCAGUGCAUGCAGGAAAUUGAGAAAUACAUCAAGUUCCUCCAUUCCCAGUUUUAUGAGGUGGAGAACUACAAAUAAGGAGAAAGAUGAUUGUAUUCAUAUCUUUGAAAAAGAAGUAGAAGAACUCUCCAAAAAUUGGGCUUGAAUUCAGGAAGAAAAACGCUAUAUUGAGAAAUCAAAGAAGAAACUUAAGAUUAGUCUUAAUGAUGGACAUCGCAAGGAUCCAAUGAAUGCGAUCAAGAACGACCAUAUGAAUAUGCCAUCGAUCAGGGUCAGCACUGGGAAUGGUAAUGACACCUCCACCGUUGCUGAUAAACAAGAUACUUUUAUCAGAAAUACAUCAAUGUCAGUCAGACAUUUUAAUAAUAAUCUCAGCACUGUCUCUAUCACAGAUGAGGACCGAUUCAGAGAAAAUAGAGAAUUUAGUAGGAAUAGCCUGAUCAUGAAAGAACUGACAGAUCUGAAGACAAAGUAUGAGUCUUUAAAAGAGAAAAUGGACCUUAGCGAGGAGAACAUUAUCAACCGUAGCAGAGAAAAUUAUGAAGGGAGUUCCAAAAAUAUCGAUCAUUCUAGGAUUUCCGAUGAAAAAUCAGAACUCGUUUGACUCAAAACCCAGGUUUCCAAACAGAAGGAAGAGAUUCGUAGCCUUAACUCCAAAAUUUCUGAGCUUAGUGACACAAAAGAGGAGAUUGACCUUGAAAUCAGAAAAUUAUCCCGAGAAAGAGAUAUUAUCAAAGAAGAUAUCGAAUCUUAUAAUGAGAGGAAUAAAGUACUUAACCAAAGGCUUGACUAUCAGGAAAGUUCAGCAAAGGAUGAGAUCAAGGCCCUGACUAAGAAAAUUGAAGAGAAGAAUGAACAAAUCCAGCUGAUUACCUUCAAAGAACAGGAUAUGGAACUCAAAAUUGUCCAGAAGAGUGAGGAUCUUAACAAAAUAAACCACAAAAUCCGACUUGCUACUGAGAAUCAUGAUGCAAUGGAGAAGAAGAUCAAGCAGAACUCAUGCCUGGACAUGGAAAUUGACAACAAGAACAAGAUACUUGGGCUCAUAGACACUAAGAUUGGCAUCAGAGAGGAAGAACUCAAUGAGGCUAACUCACAGUUAUCUUCAAUUAAAUAGAAUCUGUGAGGAGUAUAGUGGCAACUUCAACAAAACCAAAAUCAGGCAUAAGAAGAUGGAGGAGGAGAUCAGACAUUUCGAAAAAAUUAUUAAGAUUAAAAAGGAGGAACUUGAUGAUUAUGAAACCUUAGUCAAGAACAAACUUACAGGCAAGGAUGAACUCGUCAACAUCAUCGAGCAACGACAGAAAGAUCUCUACUCCUUAGAGAACGAACUUGCUGAGAAGCAGGUGCUUGUGGAGAGAUUCCAAGAAGCCAUUGAUAAACUCCUCAUGGAUAUGGAGAACUUUACCAAAAUUUAUGAGAGGGAAAAGUAUGAAAAAUCAAAGGAAAUAAAGAUACUCAGUAAUGAGAUCAUGAUCCUUUCUCAGAAGCAGUCUGAUAUUGGCAAUAAGUCAAGUGAUAUGAUUAAGAGAGCUUCUCUAGAUAGCCAUGGAGAUAUUUCUACCCUAAAAGCGCAUAGGAGCAAGUUCAGACCACUGAAGAAAGUCAUCAAUCAGUCUAAAUAUCAAAACUCUUUUGAUUACUCACCUGAAAACAUUUGUCUAACAAAAAGAGAGACAGAGUGAAGUGGGGUUAACAAAGAGAUGUCUAGCCAUCACCACAACAUGUCUGAAAUUAUUUAUCAAACAGAUGAUUUUAGCAAGAUAGAGAAAUUCAAACCUCCUAAGUCAAAGAGUAGUUUAGGCAAGUUUUUAAACCCUCCAUUGAAAACAAGCCUGAGAGCAUCCUCAGCGGGGACCAGUAGCAAGAAUCAUGAAUCCUCAGAGCCAAUGAGUCAGAAAUAUUUUAGGGCUUUCCCUCAAUAA
Moneuplotes crassus is the source of this 2499-nucleotide messenger RNA. The record is from the annotation of a GenBank genome assembly. Lineage: Eukaryota; Ciliophora; Spirotrichea; Euplotida; Euplotidae.